Molecule: messenger RNA, 2916 nt
Organism: Erythranthe guttata (spotted monkey flower)
Lineage: Eukaryota; Viridiplantae; Streptophyta; Magnoliopsida; Lamiales; Phrymaceae
Source: RefSeq, a predicted model, not a curated record
CCAUCACUAUUGCUCAAAAAUUAACUAAAAAUGACCUCAAUCCAUCCCUCCAUCCAAAUCCAAAUGCACCCUUACAGAUGGAUGAAGAAAUGGCGGCGAGGGUGUCACCGGAAGCAAAAUCGAAGCUGGAGAAGAAAUACCGCCUUCCAAUUUCAGUCCAAGCUUUUUCCCUGGCCGUCCAUGGCGUUCGAUUCUUCGAUUCCAAACAUCAGCCCGGAGAUGAAACCCUAGAAAAAAGUGUUGAAAUAUUGGAAUGUGCAUGCAAGCUGGUGCUAGAAAAAUUGAAAAACUGCGCCCACGAAAUCGAGUUCAAAGACAAGGCGUACGAGUUGCGCCGCGCCCUUGUCGAACUAAUUGAAUUGCACAGGGACAAGCACCCGGAUAGCCAAUUAUGGGUGGCUCGAUUGAAAUCGGAGCGCGAUUCCGCAUCAUUCUACAUGGGAGACUUCUUAUAUCAAUGGGACUUUGCGUUCGAUCUGUUUCUGGACGAAAGAACACCGAAAAAGAUUAAAUUGUACAGGGAAUACGCGUCGAACAUUGCUUCUCUAUACUGUCCUGUGCUGAAUAAGAGCAUCUUGAAGGAAUCGUCUGUCGUACCCCGUGAAAAGUCCCGUAACAUUGUUCGGUUUCUCGAUGAUAUACAAAGACAGCUAAUUAAACGUUUCAAGUGUCUCUUGACAGUCGAGGCGUGUCAUGUUGCUGAGGUGCUGAGCAUGCGGACUGAUGUCCCGCUCACGCAGAUUCUUCCGUCAAUUAACAAUCACAAGAGAAAGGCUAUUUAUAUGACGAAACAGAGGGUGGUGAAUCAAGAACGCGUGAUAAAUGAAAUUUACGAAACGUUGUCCGUAAGUGGGCCGAUUACUACCCGCCCUAGGGGUUCGUUUCUUCUUUUGGGUGGUUCUGGAGUCGGUAAAACGGAGAUCGCAAAGGCUGUUGCGCUUCAUUGGUAUUGUGAUGCGAGCAGGCUUGUGGAGAUAGAUAUGUCAGAGUACGCAGAGCCGCCUCAGUUGGAAUCAGCAAAUUGUGAUAUAGUUGAGUGGUCAAAGAGAAUGCAUCGUGAAUUUUGGAAUCGUCUUACUGAGAUUGUGGCGAAACGACCUUAUUCAGUUAUCCUUCUCGACAAAGUUGACAAGGCUUCCUCUAUUGUCGCAAGGGUUCUCGUUGAGGUUUUGAGUUACGGUGAUAGUAAGAGGAGCAUUGUUGACUUCUCCAACUCUAUUAUUUUUAUGACUUCAAGUGUGGGGUCCACACAACUUCCACCGUUGUUCUCUAGUACAAAUUGGAAUGAAGAUGUUUUGGAACAGCUUAGGCGCAAUCCAGUCGAAUUCUACAGGGCCCGUAUUUGUAAUUUAAGGGGCAGUGAGGAAAGAGUUCUUGCCGAGGUGAGAAGAAUCUUCGAUGCUGAGCUGUUAAAUUCAGUUAAAAUUCUUGUCGUGAGGAGGUUUCAAAAUAACAAGGCUGUUGCGAGGCUGUUGCUUCGGGAAAUUGUUAGAGAUAUUUAUGGAGAAAGAUUUGUCGUGCAUGCGUCUAAUGCUGCAAUAGAUGCCUUAUUUCUCAAGGCACCAACCGUACAUAUUGAAGCUGGAAAGGCUUUCCAAAAAGCAUUGCUCGAGCACGUAAUUCCACAAUUAGCAACCUCAAAAGGUGCAGACAAUGCUUCUGUAUAUAUUGAUACGUUAGUUGGAACUCACGAGCUAUCGUUCAGAUUCCAAGUACAUGGACAAAAUGCUCCCGAUUGGUACUUAAAGCUAGCAGAUGGGACAUUCGAUAAUUUGUUGGUCGGCUUAAAGAAGAAGGUUAAAACAGUGCAUAAGAUAUUCAACUUUCGUAGAGAAUGCUUGCGCAUGUUGCUUACUCCCCAUAGUUUAUUUUUGUUGGGGAAUUUAUUAGCAAAUUCUUGCGACGGGCUCUUAAAGUGUUGCUUGGGAGACAAACCACUAACAUGCGUAUUUAAAGAGAGAGCAUCUUGGGACAAUAUUCUUCCUACAAUUGAAGAGAAGAAGAAGAAGACGUUGAAAAGUCUUGUCGAAAAAUUGAAAAAAAGAAACGAUAGUGGUAUUGCUAAAGUAACUAGUGUGAUACUAGAUGCUCUAGUGAAGACGAGCGACGCUGCGUCAUUGGAAUCGCCUAAUUUGCCAGAUAAGCACUUCCUAAUUGGAGGUUUGAACGGUGGUGCUAAAGAAGGGCUGAUUAGUUCCCUUAACGAGUCGGUAGGGGAAUCGCUCUUCGUGUAUAUCAAAUUGGACGAUAAUUGCAGAGGCGAGGAAGUGAAGAAGCUUGUUAUCGAUGAAGUGAAGAAGAGGCCAAGUGUGGUCGUUUUGUUCGAUGGAAUCGAGUUUGCCGACGAUGUGAUCUAUAAGAGCAUACUCGAGAUUCUUGAUAAGGGUACACUCGAUGGUGACUGUGAGGUUGAGUUUUGGAGAAGUAUCGUUAUCCUUUUAACGGAUGUGGAAAAUAAACCUUGGAUUGCUGAGGCUAGGUUUAAUUGUCGACCGAAUGUUCCGUCUAGUAUGGCCGUGAAUCAGAGUGUGAAGAGAUUUAGGACGGAGUUGAUGCAUCGGGUGGAUGGGAUAAUUGUCUUUAACCCUGCGGCAGAGGACGACGACGGGCCUUUUCUGCGUAUUCCUGGUGGCAGCUGCUGCUUGAAUAAUUUGCAGUUAUUUCGUUGUGCCAGCUUUUACCACCCUGGUUUCUCUUUGUAAUGUUUGAACCAUUGCGAGUUAGUUGACAACACAUGUACAUAGUAAUAUUAACUUCGUCAAGUUCACCGAGUGUAAAUUCGACCGAGUGUAAAUUCGAAUAAAGCAAAAUAUAAGUCACACAAACACGCGCACACACAAUAGUCAAAUCGCAUCGCAAGUCCCUUACGCGCACACACAAUAGUCAAAUCGCAUCGCAAGUCCCUUACAACCGUUC